Lotus japonicus is the source of this 603-nucleotide messenger RNA. RefSeq lists its product as uncharacterized. The coding region runs from base 1 to 603 and encodes 200 amino acids. Lineage: Eukaryota; Viridiplantae; Streptophyta; Magnoliopsida; Fabales; Fabaceae. The transcript has a single exon. The record is from RefSeq and is a predicted model, not a curated record.
AUGCCAACCUAUGCAAAGUUCAUGAAGGAUAUUGUAUCUGGGAGGAAGAGAUUGAGUGAGGUGAAUGAAAGAAUUAUGAUGACAGAGGAGUGUAGUGCAAUUGUCCAGAGAAAACUCCCCCAAAAGUUGAAAGAUCCUGGGAGUUUCACCAUUCCUGUUGACAUUGAAGGUUUGCUUGGGGCUAAGGCCUUAUGUGACUUGGGGGCUAGCAUCAAUCUGAUGCCGCUCUCCAUGUUUAAAAAGUUGAAUAUGGGUGAGGCCACUCCUACCUUGAUGUCUUUGCAAUUGGCGGACAGGUCCAUUAAGCACCCAUAUGGGACUGCUGAAGAUGUUUUGGUAAGGGUGGACAAAUUUAUCUUUUAUGUUGAUUUUGUGAUUCUGGACAUUGAAGAGGACUCUAGAGUUCCUCUAAUUUUGGGGAGACCUUUCUUGGCAACCGGUAAUGCAAAAAUCAAUGUUGCCAAGGGUCUUUUGUCCUUGAAAGUUGGUGAUGAAAAGGUAAAGCUUUCUGUUUUUAGAACAUUGAAGCAUCCUAACUGUGAGGAUGUGUUUAGCUGUGAAGUGAUUGAUGAAUCUGUUUGUGAAGAGUUUGCUAAGAUUUAA